AUGGAGGUGGAAAAGACGGGUUCUGCACUUGUUGCCUUCUGGCUGCAACGCAUGGCUCAAAGUGGGACUGUUCUGAAGACUCCUGCUCACAAGGCUCGGGCCAUAACCACUCCACCGUCUCACACACACAUCAGCGUGUCACCUGAGAAUGCUGAGAAUCAGGCCACAGCAGAAAGUGAAGUUCCAAGUGAACCAUACCAGGCUAUGUUGCUCGAUUUGGUCCGCGGCGGGUUCCAGCCGCGCCUUCCGACUUCGCUGCCGCCCCCAGUUCAGCAGCAGCAGCCGUCGCCGCUACCACGCCGACAGCCCGUCCCGUUGAUGCCUCUCGCGCAGCUUCAUCCGGGAGCGCCCCAGGUGGUCGCUCCGGCGCCUGCGGUCCCUCUUCAGUCGCCACCGCCUUCGGAGCUGAUGGACGUCGACCCCUCAGCCGGGCCGCCUUCCCAAGCGGUGGCUGUGCAGCCUGUCCUGCAGCCGCUUUUCUUGGGCACCCCCAAGGAGUCUGACACCGCAGCGCCUUGUCCGGCGCCCACUCAGCAGCCGUCGACGCAGCGUCAGGAGACGCUGCCUCUCUUCGUGGGUCCCGACGCCCCGUCGCGUCCAGUACCAGAAGCUGCGCCCGUGGUCACAGGCGUGCACCCUGACCUCGGUUUUCAGUCGGUGUUUCCCGAGGCCCCGCGCAGCCAAUGCUGGGAAUCUUUUGAACUGUUGUGGCGACAACUAGGCUGCGCCGUCGACAUUUGGCGAGCCAGCACAGCGCGGCCACGGCCACAGUGCGGCGUCUCGGAGCGCCAGCCAGCCUCGCCGCAAAGCCAGCAGCGGGCGGCAGUUCCGGGCCGUUCAGAACAUUCGUCGCCGCGCUCAUCUGAGAAGACGCGCGCAUGA
Molecule: messenger RNA, 882 nt
Organism: Schistocerca nitens (vagrant locust)
Lineage: Eukaryota; Metazoa; Arthropoda; Insecta; Orthoptera; Acrididae
Exons: 4
Coding region: 1-882 (293 amino acids)
Source: RefSeq, a predicted model, not a curated record